AUCUUUCCAGCCCCUUUUACAUUGCCCUCCUCAUGUCACUGAGUUUUUGUGGAUGGCUUUCUUUAGGCAAAGCUACAGUUGUUUUGUAUUCUAUCCAUGGAUUUAAUUAAUUUACAUACUAAUUUAUGUCAUAAUUCAUGAAUAUUAGUGUUUAUAGACACAACUGACUGAAUCUGAUUGUUUUGAAAGCCCCAGUAGAUACACAUAGUAUUUUGAACAGUCUGACAGGUUUCUGUUCCAGUAUGGGCACACACGCAAGACUUCUAUUCUGCUGGCUUUGUCUUCAAGUGAUCUUUGCCACUGUAUUGUCUGAUGUGUGGAAGGCAGAAGUUGUCUCUGAAUUGAAAGCGCUGGUCUCUUCUUGUGUUGUCCUGCCCUGCAAGUUCCAGUACCCUGGAAAACCACUUCCAGACUCACGCAUUAGGGGAAUCUGGCACAAACAGGACAAACAUGAUCAAAGACUCUAUCAUGAAGACCCUAUUGAAAUUGCAGACAACUUUAAGGGUCGCACAAGACUGCUUGGCCACUUGGGUGAAAAAAACUGCACUUUAGAGAUCGAUGAGGUCAGAAAUCAUGACCACGGCCCGUUCUGUUUCAGGGCUGAAAUCCCAACUAUAGAAAAGUAUUCUUUCGUGGAAAGCUGUGUGGCCCUAUCCAUGAUGCCGGCGCCAGAGAAACCAAAGCUGGAACAAAUGAAAACCUUGGAAGAUGGAGUUCCUGCUACGUUCAAGUGUUCUAUCAGACACACCUGCCCCUCCCAUCCCCCUACCAUCACCUGGAGCCGUUCAAAUAGUGAAGCCACUUGGAGCAACAGGGACAUUCUUCAUGGAAACUGGGAAAUGGAAUCCUUGCUGAUUUUCAUCCCAACAGAGAAGGAUGAUUUCACAGACCUCACUUGCACCGUCAGUUUCCACGGCGGCCUGCAGUCUUCAGUUUCUUCUCUCAUGCUCGUGAAACGUAAGUCAAGUUGGGCAUGUCAAACUGGGGAACGUCCAGCUCAAAGUAAAGCAAACUUCUUACACAUCAUAAUUCCAGUUGUGGCUGUGCUUGGAACCUCUCUUUUAUUUGGAGGGGUGUUCUACAUCAUGUGCAAGAAAUAUAGGAGACAGAUCCAAGAUCUCCAAUCUAGAAACGCAAGUGUGUACAACAAUUAUUGAACAAACAGCCUGCAGCAACAUGUUCAUCUGACUACACUGGGGAUCCCAAAUGAGAAUGAAUGAUGAUGGAAGAUGGAAGUUUUCACUUGCAUAGAAAUAUACAUUCUGCAUAGCUCCUGCGUAAUACUGUAUCAUUCUACCCAAGUAAUUCAAAUGGCAGUCCCAGGGUAAAAAACAUUUUUCAGAUCUUAGAUCUUUCUCUAGGACCUUGUUCUGACUGCCAGCCCAAGUGAGAUUUUUGGCAUAUCAAGAUUAUAUCCAGUGUGGACCCAAUGAAGUUUGCAAAUUGGAUCCAAAUCACAUGUGGAGGUGGUUUGAAAUGUGAUUCCAAUCCAGUUUUUGCAGAUGCGUCUCAGUGUAGAUUCCCUGGCCACUCUAACUGGAUUUAAAAGUCACUAUUUAAAAUUGUGACACAACAAACGACGUCAAACAACAUCAAAUCCAGAGUGACAGAAGUGAUGGGAUUCAAGAGGAGCCCAAAGAUUCAACCUUAUAUUGUUAAAUUGUUACCACAGCAACCCAUGCAGGUUGUUGAUUUCUGGACAUACAAAUCUUACCUAAUCACUUGCAAAUAAUAGUACAGACGGUUGUCUCAGAAGACCUGAUUUGAGAAACAAAGUCUGCAGUCUGAAUAUAGCCUAAACUGUAGCUUUUCUUUUUUUUCAAUGUUGUUUUUUAAAAGAUCUUUUUUAUUAGAAGUAGAAAGAUUUAGAUCACUGUUUUUUUAUUAAUAACAACAAUAAUAAUAAAACUUCUUUGGAAUGUGUUGCAGGCAUC
Pygocentrus nattereri (red-bellied piranha) is the source of this 1934-nucleotide messenger RNA. RefSeq lists its product as uncharacterized. The transcript is spliced from 9 exons. Lineage: Eukaryota; Metazoa; Chordata; Actinopteri; Characiformes; Serrasalmidae. Bases 243 to 1157 code for a protein of 304 amino acids. The record is from RefSeq and is a predicted model, not a curated record.